Glycine soja is the source of this 938-nucleotide messenger RNA. Its product is annotated as protein CURVATURE THYLAKOID 1C, chloroplastic-like. The record is from RefSeq and is a predicted model, not a curated record. Gene Ontology annotation, cellular component: chloroplast thylakoid membrane; thylakoid. The coding region runs from base 245 to 682 and encodes 145 amino acids. The transcript has 6 exons. Lineage: Eukaryota; Viridiplantae; Streptophyta; Magnoliopsida; Fabales; Fabaceae.
GCACAUUCCUUUCAUUGGCUGUGUCUCACUCAUCCUUUGCACUAGAGUAAUACUACAUACUACAUACAAUACAAUACAAGGCAAUCUUACUUUUGAUUUCUGAAAUCUGAUUAUCAUUGGAGGAUCUGAUUUCUGACAUCUGAUUCUGAUUAUCAUUGGAGGGAACCUCAACCCAAAGUUUAGUUUUUUUUUUAUUAUUAUUAUUGUUGUUAUUUCUGCCACAACAUUUAGGGGUGCAUUGCAAAUGGCUUCCAUUGUUGCAAGCUUGCCGCCACCAUUGCUGCUCCCUGCUAGAAAAUAUCAUCCGGGCAACUUCCCAAGUUCCCCUUUUUCUCUUCUUUCAGGGAGACGGAAUCAUGUUUCUUUUGUUGUGAAGGCUUCUGGAGAAAGUUCUGAAUCUUCAACUACCCUUACUGUUUUUAAGUCUGUUCAGAAUGUUUGGGAUCAACCUGAGGACCGUCUGGGACUUAUUGGUUUGGGAUUUGCAGCCAUAGCAGCAUUUUGGGCAUCAACAAAUUUGAUUGCGGCCAUUGACAAAUUGCCAGUUUUCCCAACAGUACUGGAAUUAAUUGGAAUAUUUUACUCCGUGUGGUUUACUUAUCGCUAUCUCAUAUUCAAACCUGACCGGGAAGAGCUUUUUCAAAUCUUGAACAAGUCAGCAUCAGAUAUCUUGGGCCAGUAAGAUGUGCGGCCAAAAUGCUAUGCUAGAUUGGGAGGAAAAGGUGAAAGGGGCUUUGGUUGUCUUCACUCCAAUCGUAAAUGUCAAUGCAAGGAUUAUUUAUUUGGUUUAAGACCACUAUAUUACAUCAAUGAGUUAAAGCUUACUUUUUUUGUGUUGGUUUCUUUGUAUACAAUUUUAACUGAGUUCCCUUGUGCAUCAAACUAUCAAGAGUAAAACUAGCCUAAAUAAUGCCCAGAACAUAACUGCUAAGUGCCAA